Owenia fusiformis is the source of this 658-nucleotide messenger RNA. The record is from the annotation of a GenBank genome assembly. Lineage: Eukaryota; Metazoa; Annelida; Polychaeta; Sabellida; Oweniidae.
UUUUUGAAAAAUCACAUCAUUAAAUACUACACACUUAGGACCAACACUUUUAAAGAUCUAAACUAGAUUUCAAGAUGAUGCUCAUUACUUGCUUGGCAACACUUUUCGCUUUCUCAACAGCUCAGAAUGCUACUUGUAGAACGGAUCUGAAUGCUUUGUGGGAAGAUGUCAGUAUUGAUGGAGAGCUUCGCUUAGAACAAGUGGAGGAAGACUUCUUUGAUUUAGCUGCACUGGUGUCAGAAAAUGGUGAUGGAAUUCCCCUUGCUGAUGGAGUUUGCGCAGCUGGUAUAGAUGUCGCCACCUGCCUGAGUGAGAGAGAUGGAGUCAGACUCUGCGAAUUGACAGCCAGCGCUGACAGCAGUUCUGAUCCUCAAGUCAUCACUAUUGAAGAUAUCAGAGUUCUCUUCAACAGAGCGGACGCUACAGGCAAUGGUGUUGUGGACCAGGCAGGAUUUAUUCGUGCAGCAACUGAAGUUUGUACUCAGCUACCAGACUUCGGUGCCGACGAGGCUGACUGCGCAUAAGUUAUAAUUUCCAAGCCGGGCUCCAAGCAUACCAAAGGCGAUGAAAGCAAGGAGGUUGACGAAAAUAACGUAUACAAAAAAUAAAAUGUAUAUAAAUAUGAUUUAAUUUAAUAAAUUAUAAUUAGAAUUGUAAA